GAAAUAAUAUACAAGAGUUCUUAAGGUUUAUUGAUUUGUGAAUGUUGUGUGAUGCACCACACCGCAUUUUGUAUGUUAUCUUAUCAAAGCUUAUCCCAAGUUUAAUCCGAAAUCGUAAUUCUCCUCGUAGCACGCCUUCCCGCGAAGGAGCCUUUCAGUUUGUGCUUGGCAUUAGUCAGCGGGCUACGUCAGGCGGGGCUCCUGUUGACCACAGAACUGCGGGGAGGGGAAUGUUGCGUGGCCUCAAGUUUGUGACAGUCUUCGUGCGUUCGGUUAGCGGGGUCAGUGCUUGUCUGGGAUCGACGGAGGUGCGAGGAGGUUCCUGACACACGAGAUCUGAGAAGCAGUAAAGGAAAGAAUGCCAAACCAAAAUGACCCGGAACUGCCUUCGAAGAUGUCCAGGCUCAAUGAAAAGGAUUCGGACAACGAACUAUUAGACGUCAAAGUAGAGAUUCCUGAUGACGAGUCUACUAGAUUCAGUUGGAGGAAAUUAUGGGCAUUCACUGGUCCAGGUUUCCUGAUGAGCAUCGCUUUUCUAGACCCGGGAAAUAUCGAAGCAGAUCUUCAAUCAGGAGCAGUCGCCAACUAUGAGCUAUUCUGGGUGCUUCUGUGGUCAACCAUCCUCGGCUUAUUGGUCCAGAGGCUGUCGGCCAGGAUAGGCACAGUGACCGGACAGCACAUGGCGGAGAUCUGUUACACUGAGUACCGGUUCGUUCCUAGGAUAUUCCUCUGGCUCAUGCUGGAGAUAGCCAUCAUCGGAUCAGAUAUGCAGGAAGUCGUCGGCACUGCCAUUGCUCUCUACCUUCUAUCCAACGGCAAGAUCCCGAUUUGGGGUGGUGUCCUAAUCACGGUUAUUGAUACCUUCACAUUUCUAUUCCUGGACAAAUAUGGACUGAGGAAGCUGGAACUUUUCUUCGCUAUCCUUAUUGCCAUAAUGGCUGUCACCUUUGGCUACGAGUUUGCCAUGCAGGAGCCCCUCUUCACAUCGAUCGCUUACGGUACCAUUGUUCCACAAUGUUCUAACUGCGACAGCGCCAAAUUGCUACAAGCCGUUGGUAUUAUUGGAUCAUGCAUCAUGCCUCAUAAUUUAUAUCUUCACUCCGGUCUAGUCAAGACCAGAAGCAUCGACCGAACCAAGAACAGCAAAAUAUCUGAAGCUAAUUUCUACUUCCUUAUUGAGUCCGCGCUCGCACUAGCUUUAUCCUUCUUCAUCAACGUCUUCGUCAUGUCAGUCUUCGCUGAAGGACUGUACCACAAGACCAACCAGGAUGUCAAAGAGCUGUGCUUGAAUAAUUCGAAUCCAUAUGCUGAUCAUUUUCCGAACAACACCGAGUCUAUCAACAUCCACAUCUACGAGAGCGGUCUGUUCUUGGGGUGCAAGUUCGGUAUGGCCGCACUGUACAUUUGGGCUAUUGGCAUCCUAGCCGCUGGACAGAGCAGUACAAUGACUGGAUGUUACGCUGGGCAGUUUGUCAUGGAGGGUUUCCUCAACCUCACCUGGGUAAGGUGGAAGAGGGUACUCUUUACCAGAUCCAUCGCCGUGGUUCCAUCCUUCUUGGUGGCCUACAACACCGACAUGGGCAAGUUUUCUGACAUGAAUGACUUACUCAACGCACUAAUGUCAAUCCAGUUACCAUUCGCCGUACUUCCCGCCAUUGCUUUCUCAAGUAAUAUGAGGAUAAUGGGAGAGUUCUCAAACGGAGUAUGUAAUAAGAUCAUCGCGCUGCUCAUUUUCAUCCUCAUCUUCGCUGUGAACACGAUCCUGGUGAUAACUUAUGUUGACAGUAUAGAUCAGACAUGGCUUCUAGUCUUGCUAGCUAUCUACUUCGUAUUAUACAUCAUCGUCUGCAUUUACUUGAUACUCCAUUGCCUGGCUGCCCUCUUCAGCCCGGAUAGCUGCAUCAAUAGGUCUAAGAUCAUGAGAAAGUAUAUCUUGGGACAGUCGAUAACUGAGUAUCAUGACCAAAAAAUUGAAGCUGCACACAGUUCCAGCCACGUCAAUGAGCUUCAUUUGGAAGAUCCAUCUUUUGAUUCUUUUGACGAAGAGGAGGAUACGGACACGAGUCCCAUAAUGAAGACAUAUGUACACUGAAUGUGAUAGCGGCAGAUAUCCGAAUACUAUCUCCUUUACAACCAGCAGUGGCAAGUUUUAUCCCAAAGACGAUUAAGCUGGUAGAAGAGAAAAUAAGAAGUUGAUCCGGAGUAACUUUGUUAAGGCUACGAAGUGCCUUAAUUAUGGCUGAAUCAUACCAUCAGAGAUUUAUAACGAAUUUUAAUUUUAAAAAAUUACAACUUCAUUUUAUACUUUAAGUUUAGACGAAGAGAUUAUAAAGAUAAUAUGUAAAUAUAUUUUAAGGAAUUUUAAGUUACCACAAGGCAUUACUCAAUAAUUUGUAAAUAUUAUUUUAAAUGUUUAGAGUUACUUCUUGAUGUUCCUUGAUGUAGUAUACUAUUUAUACUUGUACAUCACGAAUAAAUAUUGUACGCAUUAAGUAUUUAUCUUAUAAUUUUUAAUGAAAACUGGAAGAUUAUUCUUAAUAAUAAGCUUUUUUUAAAGAGUGCUUUGUCUUUCAUAUGAUUAACCUUUUAGUCAACCUACU
Molecule: messenger RNA, 2600 nt
Organism: Nezara viridula (southern green stink bug)
Lineage: Eukaryota; Metazoa; Arthropoda; Insecta; Hemiptera; Pentatomidae
Source: the annotation of a GenBank genome assembly